This is a messenger RNA of Dreissena polymorpha, 2014 nucleotides long. RefSeq names its product proton-associated sugar transporter A-like. NCBI's taxonomy places the organism in Eukaryota, Metazoa, Mollusca, Bivalvia, Myida, Dreissenidae. The record is from RefSeq and is a predicted model, not a curated record. Gene Ontology annotation, cellular component: membrane. Gene Ontology annotation, molecular function: sucrose:proton symporter activity. Bases 1 to 1983 code for a protein of 660 amino acids. The transcript has 3 exons.
AUGUCUCUGGGAAUACUUACGUCCAAGCUUCAGGCGUUAAAAACGCUGAAGGAUCACGAAUACGUCCAGCGACUCAAACAGCUCGACUACAUCCAGAGUAUCCAAGAUGUGACUAAGAAAAUUGUUCCGGACUUAAGUGGCACGGAGGAAGGGGACUACUCGCACGUGCAGACCCGUAAAUCUCGCGCACAGUUGAUCAGGCUUAGCGCUGCUGUUUGUGGAAUAGAGUUGUGUUACGCGGCCGAGACUGCAUUUGUUAGUCCAAUACUUCUCAAACUCGGUGUACCCGUUGCCUUUAUGACUUUGGUAUGGUGCUUGAGCCCGCUGCUCGGGUUUUUCCUUGUUCCAAUUAUGGGCUCACUAAGUGAUCGAUGCCCACUCAAACUUGGCCGUCGCCGUCCGUUUAUUGUGAUAUUCUCCACGGGAAUUAUAAUCGGUCUCAUUUUGGUUCCCAACGGCGAUACACUCGGCACGCUUGCCGGUGAUUCUGGGCUUAAGGACAACGUUAACGUUUCCCAGUUUGUUGACGCCACAUUCGUCCGUAAAAUUAACUCGACCAAUGAUCUCCUUAUGUUCAACAACGGCACAUCCGUUAUAGUGCGGUCAAAUUUCAGCCCGCAAUGGCCUUCGCCAGACACGCUGCCACCGAGGCACCUAUUCGGAAUACUUCUAACAAUUCUUGGUGUUGCGUUAUUAGAUUUUAACUGCGACGCAUGUCAGUCGCCUUGCAGGACGUAUCUGUUGGACAUAAGCGUACCGGAAGACCAUUCGAGGGGCCUGACGUCAUUCACCGUCAUGGCUGGCCUUGGCGGAAGUUUCGGGUACCUGAUGGGUGGGAUAGACUGGGAGGCCACGAGCUUCGGUGCGGCAUUGGGGGGUCACGUGCGUGUAGUGUUCACGGGAGUCCUGGUGAUGUUCAUUGUGUGUGUCAUUCUGACAUUGACAAGCUUUAAAGAGAUUCCGUUGAAGGAACUUGGUGAUGCCAAAGAGCAAGUUCAGAAACGCGUGAAGACGGUUAAAAAGGCGAAAUAUAGGAAGUUUGUGAACGAAAGUUCCGAGGAAGAAACCGACGUGAAUGAAACUAAAGAAAGCGUAGUGUCGUAUGGAACGUUGGGUGAGUAUGGAGCGACUAGUGGUCCGAACGCUCACGAUAUCAAUGGUAUUAAACCUGAUUCCAAUAAAGCCAGUACGGAUGACGUCCACACAAAGGUCGAUUCAAAUACGAAAAAUGAGACAAUGAUGAUGCAUGAGAUGAACAUGAUGCAGAAACAGUCUUCGAUUAACGUUGAAAGCCUACUGAAAGAAGUGUCACUGAAGACUUACCUGCGAUCGAUUAUCAGACUACCAAGGUCAAUGGUAAUCCUCUGCAUCACAAAUCUCUUCUGUUGGAUGUCUCUCGUCUGCUACUCGCUCUACUUCACCGACUUCGUGGGGCAGUCGGUAUUUCACGGAAACCCCCGAGCGCCUAAGGGAAGUCCCGAACAUGAGCUCUACGACGAAGGUGUCAGACUGGGCUCAUUCGGAAUGUCUCUGUACUCACUGUCGUGCGCUAUCUACUCAAUGACUGUGGAAUAUCUUGUGGACAGAUUUACUGCGAGGCCAGUCUAUGUUUGCGGCCAGUUGGUCUACACGAUUGGCAUGGUUAUUCUGGCUGCGACGCGCCAUCCCGCGGCUGUCAUCCUGCUGUCCCCGUGCGCGGGGAUCAUGUACGCCACCCUGUUCACUAUGCCGUACCUGCUGGUCGCCCGCUACCAUACUAGCGGACAGUUCGGAGAGUCCCCGGGGACAGAGGCGGUCCGCGGACUGGGCACUGACGUGGCGCUCGUGAGCAGCAUGGUGUUCCUGGCGCAAUUCCUGCUCUCGCUCAUCAUGGGCGCUCUCGUGCACGUGGCGGGCAGUACCGUCACCAUAGUAAUCGCCGCCGCCGUCCUUAGCUUCUGUGGCGCCGCGUGCGCCACGCAGGUCACGUACCUCGACCUUUGAAAUAUGACGUCAAAUAUUGUGUUGUUUGUUG